AUGGGAGGCGUCAGUACGCCUUCCUCCACCGACAGCGGUAGUGUCUGUGGUGCCACUGCCGCAGCCGAGGCAUCCGCAACGGAUGGUAGUCAAGGCGGGAGGUGUGUGUGCAGCUGCCACAGCGAGAGCGGACGGGACGAGCGCCAGGCUCGGGGCCCCGUGGUCUGCCGCACCUCCCAAUCUCUCACACUAUACACGGCGUCCUUCAACUGUGGGGUAUCCGACGUGAUCCACGUCGAGGCAGGGCAUGCAUGCCAUGCAGCAGCGCCAUCUCACAUGUGCCACUGUAGCGUAGAUAAUCUGCCGGUGUCAGUGCUCGAUGUGGUGUUUACUUUCCUUCAGACGGAGGGCCUGUGCACGGUGCUCGGUGUCUCUCAUAGUUUCUACCGUGCUGUCAGUGAGUCGGACCGGACCGCCUGGAGAGCCGCCUGCCUUUCCCUCUGGCGCGGCAAGCAGGGGCUUGCAGGCGUGGCGGAUAUGUGGGCUGCGACGGAGGAGUCGUGUCGGCGCGAGGAGUUGGAGGUUAUCGCCCUGCAGCAGCAAAUGUUGAUUGAUGCACACACGAGCGACAACGCCGCCGCCACAAUGCUGGAGUGGACGAUGCUGCAAGGCGGCGAAGCGAAAAGCGAGGCGAGAGAUAAAAAAAUUUGGAAACGGGCGCACCACAAUCCACAACAGUUGCCGCCGCCGUGUUGGACUGGGCGUGCCUGUAAAAGCGAGCCCGCGUCAAUCACCACCAUAGCAAGCGACAGCGACAGUAUUGUUACAGGGGUGAGAAGCGCGUCGCAGCAGCUGUGGAGUCGUGUCCCGCUUCCCAGCACUCCGACGUACAAAGCCAUCAUGAGCAUGACGAACUCGCCGCAGCUACCCGCGUCGUUGAUAUCGCCAGUGCGCCGACGCAGCGUCUUGCCGAUGUCGGAAGUGGCGGAUGCCACAAAUAAGCCCGCUGCGCACACGACGAAGCUGUACUGGUGGCAACUGGGCCCCGACGAGCGGCAGCGGCACUUGUAUCGCAUUCAGCAGGGAGCACGGCGACUACAGUUGCAGUCGCAGCAGAUGCAGCAGUCGAACCGUCUGCCGCGUCGGGACGAGGAAGGCUCCCAGCUGCUUGACGAAGACAAUGAUGAAGUGAGCACCACUAUCACCACCACCACAAGUCGUACGUGUAAGGCAGAACCCAUGACGACUCCGCGGCGGCAGGGGUUUUGCGCGGAAAGUCUUGCUCUGCCCCCAAGACGUGAGAGCGGUAGCACUAACAGUGGCCCGCCACUGCCUCUCGCGCUUCCUUCCGCGUGUGUGUUGACCGCAGACCGGCGGAGAUUGCAGCGUUCUUUUGAAAGAGAAACGGGAGACGCGUCUGUGGAGGAUGCCGAAGACUCCGUUGGUGAUCUCGGCGACAUCGAUGACUACGAUGACUACGAAGCGGCCAAGAAACGUGACAGCAACCCGUAUCAGGAGUUUGAGGAGGAAAUGGCGCUGACCCACUCCCUCAGCGUUCUGCAAUACGCCCAACAAAAGGCGCUGCACCGUGCCUCCUCUGUGGGGCGGUUGAGGCAGGAAGGCAACGAUGUGGACGAUGACGAGGAGGAUUUGCAGCUACCGGUUUCGUGGAAGUUUGCCUACUACACGUCUCUCCGCGACGCGCGACGCCAAUGGCUGACGAAGCAGGAGCUCGUGGAAGCCACGUGGUAUGUGUGCUUUCGCGCCACAGGAAAAACACAUCCUGCGACCUUUGCGGCAGACUCCACCUUAAUCAUUCACCCCGCCGUGCACGCACCAGCCGGGACGAACAUUCCCACCAGCCCUGGUGGGAAUGGGGGCAGCGGCGCCGCCAUCUCUCCGUUCCUGUAUCAACUAAUGAGGGGCGGCACCGAACUUGUGGUACACAACUUUCCCCCGCUGAAGGUGCACCGUCGCUCGGUGCUUCCAUCGGCUGCUGCCACGAAUAAAGUUGGUGAUGCUACCAGCAGUACUACUACAGCUGCCACUCCUGUUCCACCGCAGCCUGCAAAUGCAGGGGGUUCUGCCAGCAAUGAAGGAGCGGCGGAGCGUGCUUUUCUUGCCGAACCCGACGCCACACUACGCCGUCUCAUGCCUAAGGAGGAAGAAGACAUAUAUGCAGGGGGAGAAGAUGCGGGAGACGUUGAAACUCCAGCCGUGACUAGGCCGGCACAAAAUGGCGUUCCCAGCGCGGAUUGGGGCUGGGUCAUGCAAAAUUUUUUCGUUAAAAUAUUUUCUGUGGGGAUUCCCGUCCCAUCGUACAUUCACCAACUGCGGCGCACCUGUGCGCCGCGUCCUCCCUGA
This is a messenger RNA of Trypanosoma rangeli, 2304 nucleotides long. RefSeq lists its product as uncharacterized. The record is from RefSeq and is a predicted model, not a curated record. The transcript has a single exon. Gene Ontology annotation, molecular function: protein binding. Lineage: Eukaryota; Euglenozoa; Kinetoplastea; Trypanosomatida; Trypanosomatidae. Bases 1 to 2304 code for a protein of 767 amino acids.